CAUAAACGUUCGCUGUUACUGGUGGUGCAGUAAGUGAAGGGUGAUCUAAUUUGUGGAGAAUUGUGUUUACUAUAAGGAUGAAUGGCAUUGUGGUACAGAUUUUGACAGCAUUUUUACUUGCUGUGCCUACUUUAAUGGUAGGUGUUGGAAAUACAUGGCCCUCAUAUACUCUGAAAACCCUGGAAAGAGAGGACUCACCACUAGGGCACCAGAUAACCAAGAGUGAUGGAAACCUCAUAGCAUCUAUAUCCAUGUUGGGAUCACUAUCAGUGAUCUUGUUCGUCGGGUACAUUCUCGAUAAAAUUGGGAGAAAAAAGACUGAAAUACUCAGUGGCCUUGCUUUUGCUCUAGCAUGGUCUGUAAUCACAGUCGGAAAAAGUGUAACACAAAUACUGAUCGGACGGUUCGUACUUGGAAUAGGCGCCGGCUUGCACUUUGCAGCCAGCGUCGUCUACAUAUCAGAAAUGAGUCAACCUUCGAUCAGGGGACCUCUAAUAAGUAUUAACUCCUUCGCUUACAAUAUAGGAACACUAUUAUCCUAUACUGAAGGCUGGUUCUGCAGCUAUGAAGUCAUCAACUACUUGAAUUUGACGGUCGCUGUCGGCUUUGUGCUCCUGGUACUAUGUAUCAAAGAAACACCUGUUUUCUUGUUAAGAAACGGAAAAGAUAAAGAGGCAUUGAGUUCACUCAAAUUUUAUCGAGGUAAAAAUACUGCAACCCAAGAUAUAUUAGAUGAACUACAUUAUAUCCGAAGUCAACUAAAUAAUGAAAACGCCAUCGACAGUCCUGAAACUCAUGAAUUAAGUGAAAAGGAAAAACUAAAAGAAAACGAGAUUGCACAAGAAAACAUUACGAAGCAGAAAGGUGUAUGGGAGACUUUGCGAACAUCGAGAGCGUCGCGCAGGGCAUUAACAUUACUGGUAGUUCAAGUACUAUUAUCGAUUUGCAUGGGCAUGCUCGCUGUUCAGGCCUUCGCUGGCCAGUUCUUCUCGCAGGCAGCCCCAAGUCUCUCACCAGAUCUAUGCUCGGUUAUUCUGGCUAUAGUCAUGGCUCUGAGCUGUGGAAUGUGUGUUCUUAUCACUAAUUUGAUACCUAGAAGGGUCUUAAUGAUAUCAACGUGUAUAUUAUCAGCUUUGUGCAUGACCUGCGCGGCCACCAUGCUGCGCUGGGCUUGGGCACCCGAGUGGGGUAUACCUCUGUCAAUGUUAUUCUUCUGUAUGUUUUACCAUUUUGGUUUAGUAAACUUACCAUUCGUGCAAAUCAGUGAAUGCAUUCUGCCUCAGAUUAAUAGUUUUGUUACAUCAAUGAUCAUGUCUUCCAUGAUGCUUGGAAACUUUGUACUGCUGUUUUUAUUCAAACCAGCGGUGGAUGUUCUGGGUUUAGAUGGAGUAUUCUUUUUAUUUGCUGCGAUCGGCUUUGUUGCUGCAUUAGUAUCAACUUUAUUCAUGCGAGAGACAAGAAAUGUUCCAUUUGAAGUCGUUCAAAUUAGCUUCGAACGAAGCUGUUUUUAUCGAGGAUAUAAGUAUGUAAACCCCAUUGAACACUAAACUUACAACAAAACACUCUAUAUUUAUUUAGUGUUAAAAUAAAAUGUGAUAUUUUUUUAA
Trichoplusia ni (cabbage looper) is the source of this 1607-nucleotide messenger RNA. RefSeq names its product facilitated trehalose transporter Tret1-2 homolog. The transcript has 9 exons. Gene Ontology annotation, biological process: transmembrane transport. Gene Ontology annotation, molecular function: transmembrane transporter activity. Bases 78 to 1547 code for a protein of 489 amino acids. The record is from RefSeq and is a predicted model, not a curated record. Gene Ontology annotation, cellular component: membrane. Lineage: Eukaryota; Metazoa; Arthropoda; Insecta; Lepidoptera; Noctuidae.